Molecule: messenger RNA, 2265 nt
Organism: Pyrgilauda ruficollis (rufous-necked snowfinch)
Lineage: Eukaryota; Metazoa; Chordata; Aves; Passeriformes; Passeridae
Gene: RPP14
Product: ribonuclease P/MRP subunit p14
Exons: 5
Coding region: 1236-1604 (122 amino acids)
Biological process (GO): tRNA 5'-leader removal
Cellular component (GO): ribonuclease P complex
Source: RefSeq, a predicted model, not a curated record
CAGUAACAAAAAUAGAUUUUAUACAGCACCUGACCUCCAAGUUUUGCUGCUCAGUGAUGAAAUUUUACUAAUAUCUUAAAAGUAAUACAGACUUGUGUAGGUAGUGUUGGUCCCAGUAAAACUGGCUGCUCUGGUAAGUCUGCCAAAUUAUUGUGGAACUGAUGUACUGAGCACUACACAAACUGGUUCUCAGUUCCCAGGAGAAACACAGUAUUCCUGAAGGUAUCUUGUUAGCCUACACUUAAGAGCUCCUGAAUUUUAUGUGGCAAACUGCCUUUUCUUUAACCUAACUAACAAUCUGAAAAUUACUUUGGUACACGUGAAAUUAUAUUUGCUUUUGCUGAACAUGAAAUGUUUCUGAACAUUUGGCAGUUGAUGUACCAUUUUUAAGGCAGCCCAGGAGCGGAGCUCAGGUGGAUUGUGGUGCUGAGCAUGAGAAAUAAGCCGCUGGAAUCAUGCAGGACCUUUGCACAGACUGGGCUGUGUGAAGGUGCAGGCAAGAGGUGUGAGCUGGGCCUUGCCUGGAGCAUGUGGGAUGUUCCUUGGGCUGCUCUGCAGCCUUACCCGGCUGGGCUCGAUGCGAAUUCCUGGAUAAACCUGGUAAAAGAAGGAAGAUUCUGUAAAAUUCUUUUGAGGAUAAUGGUUAAUUAUUUCAGCAGAGCAAACGUGCUUCCAUCCUUUCUGCUCUUUCUGUGGUAAGGAUACAUUUCAUGCCAAUCUUUAGAGCAGGUUCAAGAUACUAAAAUUGUGUUAUUUUACCAUCUCAAUCACUGUUGACUGGUGGGUGCAAAGACAGGCUGCCGGGCUCGUUCUGUGCACUUCUCCAAUUCGUUUCAGCUGUCUGUCCCUACAAAGCUGAGGCUGGGGCAGCAGAGUCUCCUCAGUGUGUGUAACGCGGUGCCAGGCGCCGCCUUUACCCGGGGCUGCAUCGGGCGCAGCCCCUUCGCUUGGGGAGCAGCGCAGGAGCGGUUGUGGCGCGGCGCUCCGUGUUGGUAAAGGCUCGCGUGCCGCACUCCGUCUGUUCCCGCCGCUUCCCAGAGAUUCGUCUCAGCCUCAGACACUGCUCUGGCUCUCCUCCGUCCGCAGGGCUGCGCUCGUGUAUUCUGGCUCGGUGCUGCGGGCCCGGGCCGGGCCAUGGCGACACGGGAGGCGCCGCGCGGUUUCCAUGGCGACACUGACCCCGCGCGGCCGCCGUAGAAGGGGCGGGCGGCGCGCGCGGCCCGGCGGGGCGGGGAAUGGCGGCGGCCGCGUUCGAGCGGCGCGUGCUGCGGUGCGCGGCCGAGCAUCACUAUCUGCGCGUGCGCCUGGAGCUGCCCGACGGCGGGGCCCGGCCGAACGCCGCGCAGUUCAAGCAGCUGGUGGUGACCGCGCUGAGGGAGCUGCACGGAGAGGCUGGAGCAGCUUUGCCUUUUGAUGUCUUAACAUAUGAGGAAAAAACUCUGUCUGCCAUAUUAAGAGUAAUUAGCAGUGGCCUUGUCAAGCUGUGGAGUGCUCUAACCUUGCUGGGCUUCUACCAGAGCAGGAGGUGUGCCUUCCGGGUGCUGCAGGCAUCUCCAUUUCUACUUGCGUUAUCCGGCAACAGCAGAGAAUUAGUCUUGGACUGAAUGCAGUUGUUGGUUCAGCUGCACGCAGGAGAAGUUCCUGGAAAUGUUGUGGCCCUUCAGGCGUGGAAUUUCUGGAGGGAUUUUCCAACAAGGAGCCCUGACAAAGCCAACGUUUUUCAACUCACUGCUUGGACAUCCUGUAUUUCAGAACUUACACAUAAAAGUUGGAGACAAAGCUGAACUCAGCAAAGCUUUUACACAGAAUGAUGUAGUUACUUUUUCUUAUUUAACAGGCGACACAAAUCCUUUGCAUUUAAAUGAAGAGUUUGCAAAGAAAUCUAGGUUUGGGAGAACUGUUGUCCAUGGAGUUCUGAUCAAUGGACUUAUUUCUGCAGUUCUGGGUACCAAAAUGCCUGGUCAAGGAUGUAUAUUUCUUUCCCAGGAGAUUCGUUUUCCAGCUCCUUUGUAUGUUGGUGAAGAAGUCACAGCUGCAGCAGAAGUGAAACGACUGAAGGGUUCUGUUGCACACAUUUCUGUAUCGUGUCAGGUCAGAGAAAGUGGGAAAACUGUUAUGGAAGGGAUGGUGAAAGUCAUGGUGCCAGAGGGUUAGAGCUGUUCAUCAUGUACAACUUGGUUUGGAGUCUCUUUUUAUGUGACAUCACUAAAACCAGUACAUUUGCAAUAAAAGCCUUUCAGAAUGUCUGAAAGUGCACAAACUUAA